Messenger RNA from Canariomyces notabilis, 1317 nucleotides. RefSeq lists its product as uncharacterized. The record is from RefSeq and is a predicted model, not a curated record. The transcript is spliced from 7 exons. Gene Ontology annotation, molecular function: protein binding. Bases 188 to 1207 code for a protein of 339 amino acids. NCBI's taxonomy places the organism in Eukaryota, Fungi, Ascomycota, Sordariomycetes, Sordariales, Chaetomiaceae.
GAGCACGGGCGGCAGUCCUCACAGACCGAGGGGGACCUCAUUGACUUGAUCAAGAAAUAUUUGAGAACCGCAGCCCGGAAAUUUCACCAUACUACACAUUGCUGCGGAAUCAGGAUACGAUCAAUUGGUUGGAGCAUUGCUCCAACUGUGGGCGGCGGCUCGAGGUGAUCAAUCAGCGUUUCACAAGAUGUCGAUGACCAUGGCCCGCUUCAAGCUCCAGCGCGCUGUCAGAAGGACCCUCGUUCGCAUUCACGUCGACGCCACCGACGGCCUGGGGCGAACUCCCCUCCACUUGGCAGCACGUCAUGGAGAUUGUGAAGUUGCUAGGCGCUUGCUAGCGGCUGGUGCCAAUGUUCUUGCCCAAACUGUAUCCGAUCAGCUUUCAAUCCUGGAAGUAGCUGUGAAGGCCAGGCAUAGAACAAUGGUCCAGCUGCUUCUGAGCCACGGCGCUGAGUUCGAUCCGGACAAGCUCUUACCCAUGGCACCCACAGAUAUCCAGCAGGUUCUUAUAGAGCAUAUUCAACUGACAAGAAAACCUAGGUCAGAUUCUAAGGACGUCGAUAAUAAAUUCUGGGGAAGAAUCGCAGAUGUCUCACCAGACUCGAGGGAUUACUGUAUGAAGCCAGUGACAGUUGAUCAAAUCCUUGCCCCUGAGAUUAAACUGGACGAACUCAUGCUGGGAGACGGGCCGAUAAGAUCCCGGGCCGCGUCGAUAAGAUCCGAGUGGAAUGGUAGAUCCGUUAGGUGGAUUCAUCUUCCUGAAAACAACAUGGAAUGGAUCGAGAUAUUGAUGGCGAAGCUCGUGAGCAAUCGCGAGGACCUGACCAAAGUGCUACCCUCCAACCGCUGGGCGAACGCCAUCCGCGGAAGGGACCUGAAGCUUCACGCUCGGUGUCUCCGCCCUGGUUGCAAGCAUAUCACCGGCGCGGAGGUCAACGGGUAUAUGGUGGUGAAGAACGGGCUGAAUAGCCUCUCCGGUCAAAAAACCGAGCAAGUCGGCACGUUGCCACAGAGUCAUCAAAAGCUAGUGGAUCAUUAUCUACACCGGCCUCGUCCUUUACAUACCCGACGGACCCUAGACCAGUACCAUUACUUCAGCCUCGACGAUGAAGGCAUUACAUACCGCGACGAGACCCAAACUCUCUCGUUGCAUUUCAUACAGUCAAGCGGGGGGUCAAGUACCCACGAAAAAGAGGUGGAACCGUGACCAGAGUGGCCAGCGUGACCAGCUCGAUGAGCACUGCGAUAGAAAUGACAUCACAAACGUGCAUUCGUCAAUAGAGAGGCGUCUACUCGGUCUCGGGAGGGCAUUACGGG